AUGAGCUUCGGUUCGCGUCAUAUGGAUCAGUUUUGCAGUCAUGCAGAUCUCACUGAAGAGCAGGCCAGCAAUUUCAGAACGGUGACCGAGAACUGCCGCGCCGAUCUGGAUGAGCUCUUGAGCCUGGUCACCAAGGACGAGUCUGCAGCUGCAGCUGCAGCGAGCAAGAACGCAGUCCGUCACAGUCGAAACAUCUUCAAGCGGGUAUUUGGGCGGGUGAAGUUAGGAAUGGUGGCCACGGAGGAUACAUCCGGUUUGCGAGCGAGAAUGACCAUGCAUACGGUUGCGUUAGCCACGCUUAUAGGGAUUCAUGUUUCAUCAAAUCCCGCAAAGCGAGUGCAGUUUUGGGACUCGGAGGUCCUCAUCGUUAUUCUUGGGGCCACUGGGAGCGGCAAAACCACCUUCUUGAAUGCAGCUGCAGGCCCUGGCUUCGAUGAUACCUAUCGGCCGGACGUGGACCUGAUAAUGGAACUCGCAGACUACCUCGAGGUCACAUAUCGUGCUCAAUUCAUGACCUCCGGCGUCGUCUACAUGCAAAAUAUCGCCGCACCCCGCAUGACCGGCUCGGCUGUGAGCAAUCUGAACUAUCUUCGCAAGUUGUGCGGCAUGCAAUCGUUCAGCAAAAUUGCUUUUGUAACCACGUUCUGGGGUACUCAGUAUGACGACGAGUUGGGAGAACGUCAUGAGCAGGAAUUGAAGGAGGAGUUUUGGAGUGAGGAGAUUCGUCAUGGUGCCAAGGUCAGGCGUUUCUUCAGAGACGCAAAAGUUGUGCUUGAUAUCCAGAAGGAGCUGGUGGAAGAAGACAAGCCGUUUGGUGGAACAGCCGUUGGCGUAGCGAUCGCAGACAGUAUCAAGGACGGCAUAGGGUCAUUUCAACGAAGGCAAACAUUGGUGGACCGGGGGAUUGAAAACGCAGGUGCAGAUGAUCUGGAGUGGCUCGCAGAAGAAAAGAGAGACAUUAAGCAACGAAUCAGGGCUCUGGAGGAUCAAUUGCAGCAGUUGUCAGGAGGGAAAAAGCGUCAUCUUCAGUCGUAG
Messenger RNA from Rasamsonia emersonii CBS 393.64, 1035 nucleotides. RefSeq lists its product as uncharacterized. NCBI's taxonomy places the organism in Eukaryota, Fungi, Ascomycota, Eurotiomycetes, Eurotiales, Trichocomaceae. The transcript has 4 exons. Bases 1 to 1035 code for a protein of 344 amino acids. The record is from RefSeq and is a predicted model, not a curated record.